Molecule: messenger RNA, 522 nt
Organism: Penicillium cosmopolitanum
Lineage: Eukaryota; Fungi; Ascomycota; Eurotiomycetes; Eurotiales; Aspergillaceae
Product: peptide alpha-N-acetyltransferase MAK3
Exons: 3
Coding region: 1-522 (173 amino acids)
Biological process (GO): N-terminal peptidyl-methionine acetylation
Cellular component (GO): NatC complex
Molecular function (GO): protein-N-terminal amino-acid acetyltransferase activity
Source: RefSeq, a predicted model, not a curated record
AUGAGUCAAGAUUCCCCUGCGCUCCGAUAUGUGCGCUACGACAGUGCGCGCGAAAAUGAAUAUGUUGCCGCUAUGCGCCAGCUGAUCUCCAAGGAUCUGUCCGAACCCUACAGCAUCUACGUCUACCGCUAUUUCCUAUAUCAAUGGGGUGAUCUUUGCUUUCUCGCCAUGGACGAUAAAGAUGAGAUGGUCGCGGUGCGCGAGGAGUUUCGAGGUCAGGGCAUCGCAACGAAGCUGGUUCGCAUGGCGAUUGAUGCUAUGACAGAACGGGAUGCGGAUGAGAUCGUCCUCGAGACCGAAAUCACAAAUACCGGUGCGAUGAAAUUGUAUGAGAGACUGGGCUUCCUACGCAGCAAAGGACUCCACCGAUACUACUUGAAUGGAAAUUCGGCGUAUCGCCUCGUGCUAUAUCUGAAAGAGGGUGUUAGUGCCAUCCGAACUGCCUUUGAUCCUUUUGCACCACCUCACCCGGCGCACAUGGAGGCGCCCGCUGUACCUCUCCCAGGCAAUGGUGGCAUUUGA